UAGCACAGGGCUGACGGAUUCCAGGCGAGAUUGGAGAGAGCGCUGGAAGGCUAGUGGAAAAAUGUCAGCGGUGCCUGAUGGCAAAAAACUGGUCCGAAGCCCAAGCGGACUCCGAAUGGUUCCAGAGAAUGGUGCAUUUAACAGCCCGUUCUCGCUAGAUGAACCGCAGUGGGUCCCGGAUAAAGAGUGUCCCAGGUGCAUGCAGUGCGAGGCCAAGUUUGACUUCAUCACCAGGAAGCACCACUGUCGGCGCUGUGGCCGGUGCUUCUGUGAUAAGUGCUGCAGUAAGAAGCUGCCACUGCCCCGGAUGUGUUUCGUUGACCCGGUCAGACAGUGCGGAGAGUGCAGCGCCAUCUCACAGAGAGAGGGAGACUUCUACGACAGACAGCUCAAAGUCCUCACGGGGGGCGGGACCUUCCUGGUGACCUUGGGCUCAUCUGAGAAAUCAGAAACUAUGUCAUGCCGUCUGUCUAACAACCACAGGUACCUCUUCAUGGAUGGAGACAGCAGCCAUUUUGAGGUGGAACUCUCCCGUAUCACCAGCAUGCAGGUGCAGACAGACGGCUCCACCCCUGGAGAGAAAGAUAUUGACACAUACACCAGCCUACUGGAGAGCACGGAUCUGUCAGAAGGGGGUACGUUGCGUUCAUGUGUGAUGUUGCUGCAGUGCUCGCCCCGGUCCCAGGAGCUCCAACAGCUGCAGCUGGAGACCGCAGGAGACGACCGCAAAGGCCCCACAGCCUGGCUCACCGCCAUGCACAAGGCUGCCAAACUCCUGUAUGAAUCGCGUGACCAGUGAUACACACACACACACACACACACACACACCGCCCCUGAGAUGGAGAGAUGGGAGAGAUAAAGAGAUGGAGAGAGGAAUGAAAGAGUGGAGGUCUUCAGUCUUCAGUCCUGCAGUCUCCUCAGAGGCUCUCUGCAGUGCACCGGACCUGUGUGUGUGUGUGUACGUGUUUGUACGUGUGUGUGUGUGUGUCUGCCAGAGAGCUGCAGAAUGCUCACUGACUCCAGUGCAAUAUAAUUACAACACACACACACACACAGAGCUCUAUGUGUAAUGAAUGCCCAGUGUAGUUUUAUUCUAUGGGAAGUGAAAUGUAAAUAUCUUUCUGAUCUUUCCUCCGCAUAGCUCCACCACACACACACACACACCUACACACUAACCCAAGUAUAACGUUUGUGUGUAUGUGUGCGCCGAAGAAAUAUGGUUUUCUCCUUUGGUACCAGAAUAAUACAAACACAUACUGCUUUACAACAGCACACACUUACCUCUGCUCCUCUCUGGUGUGUGUGUGUGUGUGUGUGUGUGUGUGUGUGUGUGUGUGUGUGUGUCUGUGUCUGUGUGUGUGUUUAAUUUACUCUUAAGUUCAUAUCUUUUCGCACUCCCACCAGAUGUAGACCUAUGGGUGGGGCUCUGUACCAGAAACAUUCAUUUGGUAUUUUUGUACGUUUUUGUAUUUGUAUACAGUCUGUCAUAUUAAAGGCGUUUUGCAUCCACCUCAGCAACUAGUGACACACCCUCCCCCCCCCACGGCCUCACCCUCUCAGGUAGGCCUGCCCCCUACUGGACAAAGGCUGUAAGAACCAAAACCGCGGCGCCAGAAAAGCAUGUUGUUGUGAUAACUGUGUAAAGCACCAAUAUGUGUUGGAGUGGCACCAAGUCUGUGACUUUAUGUGUGUGUGUAAGAUCUUUAUACGUGCGUGCGUGUGUGACCUUUAUACGUGUGUGUGUGUGUGUGUUGUUGUUUUCUACUGAAUGACCUGUUAGAAAGACAGUUGUGUGCCACAGAUGUGUGUGUGUGUGUGUGACCAAUUGGUAGUAAUGAUAUUAAAGCAGGUGUGUGUGUGUGUGUGUGUGUGUGCGCGCGCGUGUGUGCGUGCGUGCGUGUGUGCGUGCGUGUGUGUGUGUGUGUGUGUGCGUGCGUGCGUGCCUGCCUUACUGAAGGACCAGUCUUGUACAGAUUAAUAAAGGCCAUCUUCUGUCCACUGCCAA
Alosa alosa (allis shad) is the source of this 2005-nucleotide messenger RNA. It is a transcript of the gene zfyve21, whose product is annotated as zinc finger, FYVE domain containing 21. The coding region runs from base 62 to 799 and encodes 245 amino acids. The record is from RefSeq and is a predicted model, not a curated record. Gene Ontology annotation, molecular function: metal ion binding. The transcript is spliced from 9 exons. NCBI's taxonomy places the organism in Eukaryota, Metazoa, Chordata, Actinopteri, Clupeiformes, Clupeidae.